This is a messenger RNA of Tupaia belangeri chinensis (Chinese tree shrew), 1067 nucleotides long. It is a transcript of the gene DCK, whose product is annotated as deoxycytidine kinase. Gene Ontology annotation, cellular component: mitochondrion; cytoplasm. Gene Ontology annotation, molecular function: deoxycytidine kinase activity; ATP binding. NCBI's taxonomy places the organism in Eukaryota, Metazoa, Chordata, Mammalia, Scandentia, Tupaiidae. The transcript has 7 exons. Bases 49 to 831 code for a protein of 260 amino acids. The record is from RefSeq and is a predicted model, not a curated record. Gene Ontology annotation, biological process: nucleobase-containing compound metabolic process.
CCUGUGCCACCUCGCGACCGCCCUGCCCCGGCCGCCGCAGCACCAGCCAUGGCCACCCCGCCCAAGAGAAGCUGCCCGUCUCCCGCCACCAGCCCUGAGGGGACCCGCAUCAAGAAAAUCUCCAUCGAAGGGAACAUCGCUGCAGGGAAGUCAACAUUUGUGAACAUCCUUAAACAAGUCUGUGAAGAUUGGGAAGUUGUCCCUGAACCUGUCGCCAGGUGGUGCAAUGUUCAAAGUACUCAAAAUGAAUUUGAGGAACUGACAACAUCUCAGAAAAGUGGCGGAAAUGUUCUUCAGAUGAUGUAUGAGAAACCUGAGCGGUGGUCUUUCACCUUCCAGUCAUAUGCCUGUCUCAGUCGGAUACGAGCUCAGCUUGCCUCUCUUAACGGCAAGCUCAAGGAUGCAGAGAAACCUGUAUUAUUUUUCGAAAGAUCUGUGUAUAGUGACAGGUAUAUCUUUGCAUCUAAUUUGUAUGAAUCUGACUGCAUGAAUGAGACAGAGUGGACAAUUUAUCAAGACUGGCACGACUGGAUGAAUAACCAGUUUGGCCAAAGUCUUGAAUUGGAUGGAAUCAUUUAUCUUCGAGCUACUCCAGAGAAGUGCUUAAAUAGAAUAUAUUUACGAGGAAGAAACGAAGAACAAGGCAUUCCUCUUGAAUAUUUAGAGAAGCUUCACUAUAAACAUGAGAGCUGGCUCCUGCAUAGAACUCUGAAAACCAACUUUGAUUAUCUGCAAGAGGUACCUAUCUUAACACUGGAUGUUAAUGAAGACUUUAAAGACAAACAUGAAAGUCUGGUUGAAAAGGUUAAAGAAUUUUUGAGUACAUUGUGAUCUCACUGGGCUACAGACGGCCAAAUGCUUCCAGAUUCUUGAGCUUUGUAUAUCUUUGGAGCUCCGUGUUCAUACCAGACUCUUCAGAAAACCCAUUUUGUUCUAAGAAAACAAAAUUUUUUUUUAUGAAUCCUAUGUAAAACUUUAUGAGCAGUUUCUUUCCAUUCCUUUCUUCUCUCUUUCUUUCCAUCUCUUCUUCCUUCUGUAGUUUUAAAAACCAAACAAACAAAAAAAAA